Molecule: messenger RNA, 2045 nt
Organism: Ipomoea triloba (trilobed morning glory)
Lineage: Eukaryota; Viridiplantae; Streptophyta; Magnoliopsida; Solanales; Convolvulaceae
Product: LEAF RUST 10 DISEASE-RESISTANCE LOCUS RECEPTOR-LIKE PROTEIN KINASE-like 1.1
Exons: 5
Coding region: 9-1898 (629 amino acids)
Biological process (GO): protein phosphorylation
Molecular function (GO): protein kinase activity; ATP binding
Source: RefSeq, a predicted model, not a curated record
UUCCCUUAAUGACCGCCUUUUACUUUGUUCAUGGAGAGGCUAAGCUCCUAUCUAAUUGUACCAAGGAAUUCUCCUGUGGAGAUUUGGGUUUUGUGGGGUUCCCUUUUGCUAAACACACCCAGCCUCAUUGUGGUUUAGUGGCAGUUAAUUGUGAUACUACACCCCCAAAUGUCCAGUUGGGAACGGGAGGAGAUUGGUAUCAGCUUCUGCGUGUAUUUCCUUUCGAGGCUGACUAUAUGAUCAGCCUUGGAAACUCGAAGCUUCAGAAACACUUUGUGAGCCAUAAUUACUCAAAUUUAAACUACACCAUCCAUUUUCAGAAUUCUCCUUCUUUCACAUUCCUCAAUUUGGAUGCAAGCAUAUUGAACACCUUAUUGAAAUGCAAUGACAGUGAAGCUGAUGAUAUAGGCAAUUAUGAGAGGUAUAAUUGUAGUGAUGGAAUUAGUUUGUACUACAAACGUCAGUUGCCAGAGAAUAAUCUCAAAUGUGAUGCUGUUAACUGUACCCUGUAUCCAUCUCCAUUUAUUAUUCGACAAACAAAUAAUCGCUUAACUGCUGAAUUUGGAUUGCACAUGCAAGUCUCAAAAACAUGCCAUCACUGUUACAAAGGAGGAGGGCAAUGCACAGAAGACAGCAAGAACAAUUUUCACUGUGCACAAGGGAACACCCCCACAGGAAAUACGAGCAAGCGCAAGCCAAUUCUAAUCAUAGUUUCAGGCACUUUAGCACUGAUCGUUGUAAGUAUGGCUAUCUUUCUUGUCUGGCAACGCAAGGAAGGAAGGAAAGGCGGCUAUUCGAGAAAUACAUCUUCGGAUCCCACCUCAGACCUUGAGAGGGGCCGCAGCAGGCUCUUUGGGAUUCUAAUCUUCUCCUACUCUGAGCUUGAAGAAGCCACAAGCAAUUUUGAUCCUUCUAAAGAACUUGGAGAUGGAGCUUUUGGCACUGUUUACUAUGGGAUACUUGGGGAUGGAAGAGAAGUUGCUGUGAAGCGCCUUCAUGAGCGCAACUGCAAGAGAAUGGAGCAGUUUGCAAAUGAAAUCUCAAUUCUCACCCGGUUGAAGCACCAAAAUCUUGUUACACUAUAUGGGUGCUCGACUAGGCAUAGCCGUGAGCUCCUCUUUGUGUAUGAAUACAUUCCAAAUGGAACAAUUGCAGAUCACCUGCAUGGAAAAAGAGCAGCAGAUCGACUGCUCACAUGGCCAAUCCGCAUGAAGAUUGCAGUGGAAACUGCUGCAGCAUUGGUUUAUCUCCAUGCUUCAGACAUUAUACACCGCGAUGUGAAGACUAGUAACAUACUUCUUGACAAUAAUUUCUGUGUUAAAGUUGCAGAUUUUGGGCUCUCGAGACUCUUCCCUGCUAAUGUCACUCAUGCCAGCACUACACCUCAAGGAACACCUGGAUACGUUGAUCCAGAUUAUCACGAGUGUUAUCAGCUAACUUAUAAGAGUGAUGUUUACAGCUUUGGGGUUGUUCUUAUCGAACUCGUAUCAUCAAUGCCUGCUCUGGACAUGCGUAGGCAUACAGAUGAAAUCCAUUUGGCAAAACUAGCAAUGAGCAAGAUUGUAACAGGAGCAUUUGAUGAACUCAUUGAUUCCUCUCUGGGAUAUGAGAAUGAUACUGAAAUCAAUAGAAUGACCACAUCAGUAGCAGAGCUAGCUUUUCAAUGCUUGCAACCUGACAAGGAUAUGAGGCUGACAAUGGAACAUGUAUUUGAGUCAUUGAAGGAGAUUCAAGGCAAUGAGUUGAGCAACGAUGACGAAAGGGUGAAUAUUGAGGAAACUAAUGUGUCUAAAGAAGAGGAGGUGCGAGGAAAAGCAAUGCGGUGGACAUGGGGUGGUCCUUCACUCGCAGAUGGUGUGAUUUUGAAGCAUGUUGCAGCUACUAAGAGCAGUUCUUGAAGUUACUGGAACUGGCAAUUGCCUUUUGACAAUAUGGGAUUUGUAAUAUAGUAUUUUAUUUCAUUUUCUUAUCAAACUUGUGAUUAUUGUACCUAGUGAUUCCUAACCUAUAAAUGAAAUUACCAUUUCUAUUCUCAGGGAGUAAAA